GGCUGGUGUUUUGCUGUAUAUAGAUAGUAAGACGGCAAAUUUUAAGUUGUUGGAUUAUUGAAGUUUUGACAGGAUAUAAACAUUUCAAAAAUGGAAAGGAACGAAGACUUAAGUAAUGAGGCUUCUAACGAAAAUGAAGAAGAUAGUUCAACAAGUUCAGAUGAGACAGAAGAGGAAGUAGAACCUAAACUGUGUUAUGCAAGAAUUAUCAAUGAUCUGCCACAGAUUCUAAAAAAAGAUGCAGCAAGCUGUAUAGCUGUUGAUCCAAAGUUCUUGGCACUGGGUACCCACUGGGGAGUUAUACACAUUCUUGAUCAUCAAGGAAACAACAUCAGAAGCAAAGAACUGCUUUUACACACCACCACUGUUAAUCAGAUUAGUAUAGAUGGGAAUGGAGACCAUAUAGCUAGCUGUUCUGAUGAUGGUAAGGUGGCUAUCCAUGGUUUGUACAGUUCAGAACAUAACUACAUUUUGAGUCUGGAUAGACCAGUGAGAGCAGUUGCUCUGGAUCCUUUUUUUUACAAAUCUGGAACAGGAAGAAGAUUCAUCACUGGAGAUGACAAGGUUAUGCUGCACGAGAAGACAUUCCUCUCUCGAUAUAAGAACACGGUUCUCCAUCAAGGGGAAGGCCAAAUCAGAAACAUCAAAUGGAAAGGAAAAUUUGUAGCUUGUGCAAGUGAUGCUAGCAUUCGAGUGUUUGAUAUUGAAUCCAAAGUGACUAUUUCCUUGAUUAGAAAGGAUCAUGAUCCUCAGCUACGUCCUGAACUUUAUCGAUGUAAUAUGUUUUGGAAGGAUGAAAAGACACUUCUAAUUGGCUGGGCAGACAGAAUAAAGGUCUGUGUUGUUCAGAAACGUUCUCCAGCUGAGCCUGUAUCAAAGGACCUUCCAUGUCAUUAUGUACAAAUUGUGUCCCUUUUCUCAACUGACUUUUACAUUUGUGGAAUUGCUGCCUUGGAGGAAAAUUUGGUGGUUUUAUCAGUACUAAAAGAAGACAUUCAGUUUCCGUCAGCGCAAGCUUCACGUCCCCAGCUACGUGUUCUUGAGCCUCAUUGUGAAUAUAGUAAUGAGAUGUCUAGUGACAUCCUUUCAGUGCGAGGAUUCCAGGAAUAUUCCUGUAAGGAUUAUUAUCUUGAGAGUUUACCAAAUGAAGGUGUCUUCUUCAUCUUAAGCCCUAAAGAUGUGGUUAUUGCUAAACCUCGGGAUGAAGAUGAUCACAUUUCCUGGCUUUUAGAGCAUGAACAGUUUGAAGAAGCUCUCCAAGCUGUUCUGAUUGCUAAGAACCUGAAGAGACAUUCUGUUACGCACGUGGGCCAGAUCUACAUGGGUAAUCUUCUUGAACAGAAGAAGUACAAUGAAGCAGCCAAGCUCUGCGUGACCAUGCUUGGGUCCAAUAGACAACUCUGGGAGGAAGAAGUUUACAAGUUUGCACAGAUUCAGCAGCUGCGAGCUGUUGCUCCUUACCUACCAAUAACAGAUCAGAAACUUGAUCCUGCCAUCUACGAGAUGGUUCUGAAUGAGUUUCUUGAACAUGACAGCAAGGGAUUUCUGAAGCUAGUGCAAGAAUGGCCUAGUGACCUUUACAAUAUUCCAACAAUAAUAAAGGCAGUUGAUUAUCGUCUGACCUUUGACCCAGACAACAAUCUGUUGUUACUAAGCUUAGGAGAGCUAUAUACAUAUGAGAAAAAAUUUGACAAGGCCUUAGUUAUUUACCUGAAGAUUGGGAACAAUCACCGGGUGUUUGAUCUUAUACGAGAGCAUAGUCUGUUCAGUGUAAUCCAUGAUAAAUUAGAAGAACUGAUGGAAUUAGAUACCAAAGAAGCUACACGUUUGCUUGUGGAAAACGUUGAUAAAGUUCCAAUUACGUUGGUGGUCUCCAAGCUAAGUGACAAGCCUCAACUGUUGUAUCAUUAUCUAGAUAGGCUCUUCCAGAAGGACCCAGAACUUGGUGAAGAUCAUCAUGGCCUGUUGGUUCAAUUGUAUGCUGAAUUUGAUCCUGAUCGCCUUCUGUCAUUCCUUCAAAGUUCCAACAACUACCCGUUAGAAACAGCUCUGGAGAUCUGUAGACAAAGAGGUCUUGUAGAAGAGGAAGUGUUCUUGUUAGGUCGUAUGGGGAAUACCCGUGAUGCACUCUGCCUCAUCACAGAAAAGCUUGGUGACAUCAGACAGGCAAUUAACUUCUGUAAAGAGCAUGAUGAUGUUGAUUUAUGGAAAGAUUUGAUCAGACACUCAAAGGACAAACCUCACUUCAUUACAGUACUUUUGCAAAACAUUGGAACACAUGUUGACCCAAUUAUUCUCAUUCGAGAAAUACCUCAAGGCAUGGAAAUCCCAGGACUGAGAGAUUCAUUAGUGAAGAUACUACAGGACUACAACCUUCAGAUAUCACUGCGUGAGGGAUGCAAAAAGAUAUUGGUCUCGGACUGCUAUGGUCUAUUGGAACGGUUAAACAAACAGCACAGAAGAGGAAUUACCAUCCAAGAAGAUCAGGUGUGCCAGGCAUGCCAUCGUAAAGUGCUUGUGAAAGAUCCGAGAUAUGCUGAAGAUAUUAAUGUCUUCUACUGCAAACACAGUUUCCAUAAAGACUGCUUACGUGUCUCAGAGCUGGUAAGUCGCAUACGUUUGUUCAC
Molecule: messenger RNA, 2627 nt
Organism: Limulus polyphemus (Atlantic horseshoe crab)
Lineage: Eukaryota; Metazoa; Arthropoda; Merostomata; Xiphosura; Limulidae
Gene: lt
Product: vacuolar protein sorting-associated protein 41 homolog
Exons: 22
Biological process (GO): protein targeting to vacuole; endosomal vesicle fusion; cellular response to starvation
Cellular component (GO): HOPS complex; late endosome
Molecular function (GO): protein binding
Source: RefSeq, a predicted model, not a curated record